Messenger RNA from Syngnathus acus (greater pipefish), 4318 nucleotides. RefSeq names its product signal transducer and activator of transcription 5B-like. The record is from RefSeq and is a predicted model, not a curated record. Bases 160 to 2520 code for a protein of 786 amino acids. Lineage: Eukaryota; Metazoa; Chordata; Actinopteri; Syngnathiformes; Syngnathidae. Gene Ontology annotation, biological process: response to peptide hormone; regulation of cell population proliferation; regulation of transcription by RNA polymerase II. Gene Ontology annotation, molecular function: DNA-binding transcription factor activity, RNA polymerase II-specific; RNA polymerase II cis-regulatory region sequence-specific DNA binding. The transcript has 19 exons.
ACUCUUGACUUCUCGUUGCAGCAACAGCUGGCAUCGCAGAAUGUUGCGCGAAUGUCAACAACGGUGACGUUAAAAGUUGUGUUUACGUGUUGUCUGUCCGCUACUUCUCUAACCAUGGUGCGUCUGUGAGCUGUUCUGCGGCCUUUAAAAAGGAGCACCAUGGCAAUGUGGAUUCAAGCCCAGCAGCUCCAGGGUGAUGCAUUACAUCAGAUGCAGGCACUCUAUGGGCAGCAUUUUCCCAUUGAGGUGCGCCACUACUUGGCCCAGUGGAUUGAGAGCCAACUUUGGGAUUCGGUGGAGUUGGGCAACCCAGCAGAGGAAGCCAAAGCCAAGCGUUUGCUGGACAACUUGGUGGUAGAGCUUCAGAAGAAAGCCCAGCUUCAGGGGGGAGAGGAUGGCUUUCUUCUUAAGAUCAAGCUAGGACACUAUGCAACACAGCUAAAGAGCACAUAUGACCGCUGUCCUUUGGAGCUAGUGCGCUGCAUCAAACACAUCCUGUGCUCCGAGAAGCGAUUGCUUCAAGAAGCCUUAAAUGCAAAUUGUGUGAGUGGGGGGCAGGUCUUAGACAGCCUCUCCCAGCGCCAUCAGCAGAUCGAUCAGACCUUCGAAGAGCUCCGAUUAGCCACGCAGGAGACUGAGAAUGAGUUGAGGAAGCUGCAGCACAGCCAGGAGUACUUCAUCAUCCAGUACCAGGAAAACCUGCGCCUGCAGGCCCAGCUGAGCAGUCUGAGCUCCCUGCCUCCAGCUGAGCGCACCCAACGGGAAAGCGCACUCCAAAGCAAGAGGACCACUGUUGAGGCCUGGCUCGCCAGAGAGGCUAGCACAUUGCAGAAAUAUAGGCUUGACCUGUCAGAACAACACCAAAAGACCCUAACCCUUCUGAGGAAACAGCAGACUUUGAUCCUAGACGAGGAGCUCAUCCAGUGGAAGAGGCGGCAGCAGUUAGCUGGAAAUGGGGGUCCUCAUGAGGGAGGACUCGAUAUUCUCCAGUCCUGGUGCGAAAAGCUGGCAGAUCUGAUCUGGACCAACCGACAACAGAUUCGACGCUGCGAACAUCUCACUCAGCAGCUUCCUCUACCGGGCCCCAUGGAAGAGUUACUGAGCAAACUCAAUUCAGACAUCACGGAUAUCAUCUCUGCCUUGGUUACUAGCACCUUCAUCAUUGAAAAGCAACCGCCCCAGGUGUUAAGAACCCACACCAAGUUUGCUGCCACCGUGCGACUCCUGGUGGGCGGAAAGCUCAACGUCCACAUGAAUCCGCCUCAAGUCAAGGCUUCCAUCGUGAGUGAGCAACAGGCCAAAGCGCUACUCAAGAACGAAAGCACACACAGUGAAAGCAGCGGUGAAAUCCUUAACAACAACUGCGUGAUGGAGUAUCAGCAGGCCACGGGCGCUCUCAGUGCACACUUCAGAAACAUGUCCCUGAAGCGAAUCAAGCGUUCGGAUCGUCGAGGUGCCGAGUCAGUGACAGAGGAAAAGUUCACAGUUCUGUUUGAAUCACAGUUCAGCAUUGGAGGCAAUGAACUGGUCUUCCAUGUUAAAACGUUAUCACUACCCGUAGUAGUGAUAGUCCACGGUAGUCAGGACAACAACGCCACAGCAACAGUACUUUGGGACAACGCCUUUGCCGAACCAGGCAGGGUUCCAUUCAUUGUACCAGACAAGGUACUCUGGAGCCAGCUCUGUGAGGCCCUUGAUUUGAAGUACCAGGCGGAAAUGCACAGUGAGCGUGGCCUGUCCGAGAAUAAUCUGGUUUUCCUGGCGCAGAAAGCUUUCACGAGUACAAGUAACAACCCAGAGGAAUACCGCAACAUGAGCAUAUCUUGGGCCCAGUUUAACAGGGAAAGCCUACCUGGACGCAACUUCACCUUUUGGCAGUGGUUCGAUGGAGUCAUGGAACUUAUGAAGAAACAUCUCAAGCCUCAUUGGAAUGAUGGGGCCAUCCUGGGGUUUGUUAACAAACAGCAGGCGCAGGAUAUGCUCAUGUCCAAACCUAAUGGGACAUUUCUCCUACGAUUCAGUGACUCUGAAAUUGGUGGCAUCACCAUUGCGUGGGUUGCAGAGAAUCCCAACAAAGCAGGUGAAAGGCUGGUAUGGAAUUUGUUGCCUUAUACCACCAAGGAUUUCUCCAUUCGUUCCUUGGCAGACCGUAUCAGCGAUCUGAACCAUCUCCUGUUUCUCUAUCCCGACCGACCCAAGGAUGAGGUCUUUGCAAAGUACUACACGCCACCUCUCUCAAAAGCAGUGGAUGGCUACGUGAAACCGCAGAUCAAACAAGUUGUACCAGAAUUCACAACCCCGAAUCCUGAACCUAGCGGAACAACUCCCACAUUCAUGGACCAAUCGUCUUCUCCCUCUGUGGUUAAUCCCAACAAUUUUGCUGCCUACCACUCAAUGGGGGAUGCCAUGUUGGAUGCAGAGGGAGACUUUGACUUGGAUGAUACCAUGGAUGUAGCCCGACAUGUGGAGGAGCUUCUGCGUAGGCCCAUGGCCAACCAGUGGAGCAGCCAGCAGUCCUGAACGGGACGCAUCCUAUCCACGAUCUUUCUUUGGCGCAAAUGUAUCUUCAUAAUGGUCAGGUAUUCAACAAACAUCCAUACCUCAGAUUCUGACAGCAACUUGUCCGUCUCUAACCUGGGGCAGCAGUAUUGGUGCCUUUUUUUCAAUCCACAUUUGCAUUCAAAUGUUCCUCACUGGCUUUUAUCAGGUCGAUGGCAGUUCUGAAGCGCAGUACGACAGUUUACAUUUCAGUCAGUAUUUUUGUAAAUUCAAUCUAUAAAGCACACAAUGUAAGCAAAUCCAGCUGCGGGUGGACCGAAGCCUAUCCAAGCUGACUUCUAUAUAUCCUGGACUAAUUGUGUCAUACAUAAACAAUGAUUCACACUCAGAUUUACACAAAUCUUGAGUCUUCAAUUACCUGUGAGGGAGGAAGUGUCCGGAGAAAACCAACACAGACGAGCAAACGACACGGGAUGGCUGGAGCUCCCAUUCCAACUGUGAGGCGGAUGUGCUAACCACUAGCACACUGUGCUGCCCAAAAGUGUUCAUUUUCCUGAAAUUAUUUCCAGUAAAUGUCUUUUUAAACGGGAAUCAUUCUCAUGCAAAAUUGUAAGUGCCGAAAUGGACUCCAUUACAGCGUGCUGUCGAGAAAUUGAUUUACAAUUGUGCAACUAUAUGACAUGUAUAUAAUUAACAAACAUUUUCAUCCAAACUACUAAUGGAUAUGGAUACAUAUGAACAUGCACUUGUUGGACAUUAAUAUGCAUACAUAUUGUAUAUAUGCAUACUUAUACAUAAAUAUUAGAUAUAUACAGCAGCUCUCAAAACUCUACACCCCCCCUGUUCAAAUGCCAGGUUUCAUACAGUCUAAGCUUAAUUUUUUUUAUAAAAAUAUAUAAUUCAUAUGGCAGUGCAUAAGACUUUUUCUCUUUUACUACAUCAUUGUUGUGACUUUCAGAAUUUAUUUUGUUUUUCCAUUAUGACCUUUCUUUAAUUGGCUGGAAGAAAUGACAAUUUUCUACUAUUUUAUGUUUUGGGCUGUGGCUUCAAUUUGAUAUAAUAUAGUUUAAUGUAUGACCAAAUAUGGUUCCUUGCUCUAUUUAGGGAAAACGAGCACUUCUUAAUGAUUAUCUCUUACCAUGCUGCAUUUCUUUUUGCAUCACGUGGCCUCCGCAAUAACCAGAUUUUUAGUCUGCAUUUAUAAUAUAUAAAUAUGAAAUUUCAUGCAUAUAAUAAGAUUAAUAUGUACUAGCUCAAUUUCAAAAAAUGCAAUUUAUGUGCAAAAUGGACACAAUAUUUUUGCUUAUUGUGAAGGAUGGGGGAAACUAAAUUCUGGUCUCGAGUUUUUUUUAGGUGGCAUUUGUUCUUUUUAGGGACAUUCAAUUUGGUUAUAUUGUGUUGCUUUACUGUCGCGUAUAAAAUGAUGGGACACUUGUAGCUAUUCACAGUAUAGCUUAAACAUAGUAAGAUCAAAUUACGACUAAAUAUGUAUGAGUCCAACGCGACUUUGCGUUACUCCAGGCCACCAUAUAUCUUUUUUGUUCUUUUCUGCAAUUCAGCUUUUGUGGUGUAUUCCAAAUGGAUAAAUAAAUGCCACUGUGGUAUUAUAAAGGCAAAAUCAUAAAUACUGUCACGGUCUAUAUCAAAAGCUGCCUGGCGAGUUGAAUGAAAUGUUGCCUUUGGUGCUGGGACUGUAGCCUUGAAUGUGAAAAUUAUUUUUUUUAUGAUACAUUAUGAAACCUGAGAAAAUGCAAAUGCUUGAGCAAUCAUACCACCUAAAGUGUUUAAUUUUGCUAAAUAAAACCUUUUUUUUUGUCAA